CCUGCUGUCAGUCGGUGUUAAGCAGCAGGCUCAGCGCUGGAUUCCCCCAGAAAGAGACGCCCGGUCCAGACGGCGCAGCGGAAGGGAGGCGAGGGAGCCAGCUAAAGAGAGCGGAGCGGGGGAAAAAUCAAAUCUAUGCUUGGAGCUGGGCUUCUUUUUCGCCAAUGCAAAAGGGAAUAUGCAGCACAUUUUUGCCUUCUUCUGCACCAGUUUCCUAGGGGCGGUGUUAGGGGCCAAUUUCCCCAACAAUAUCCAGAUAGGGGGGUUAUUUCCUAAUCAGCAGUCCCAGGAACAUGCRGCUUUUCGGUUUGCCUUGUCUCAGCUCACAGAACCCCCCAAGCUCCUUCCCCAGAUUGACAUUGUGAACAUCAGCGACAGCUUUGAGAUGACCUACACCUUCUGCUCGCAGUUCUCCAAGGGCGUCUAUGCCAUCUUUGGAUUUUAUGAGAGGCGGACUGUCAACAUGCUCACCUCCUUCUGUGGGGCUCUUCACGUCUGCUUCAUAACGCCCAGCUUCCCCGUCGAAACGUCCAACCAGUUUGUUCUUCAGCUUCGCCCAGAGCUCCAGGAUGCUCUCAUCAAUGUCAUUGAACACUACAGCUGGCAGAAGUUCGUGUACAUUUAUGAUGCUGACCGGGGGCUGUCAGUCUUACAGAAAGUCCUGGACACUGCGGCUGAGAAGAACUGGCAGGUGACAGCUGUGAACAUCCUGACGACAACAGAGGAGGGCUACCGCAUGCUUUUCCAGGAGCUGGAGAAGAAGAAGGAAAGGCUGGUGGUGGUGGACUGUGAAUCUGAGCGGCUGAAUGCCAUCCUUGGCAAGAUCAUCAAGCUUGAAAAAAAUGGGAAUGGAUACCACUACAUUCUGGCAAAUAUGGGAUUCAUGGAUAUUGACCUGACGAAAUUCCGGGAGAGCGGAGCCAAUGUCACUGGCUUCCAGUUGGUCAAUUACACAGACACUGUCCCAGCAAGGAUCAUGCAGCAGUGGAAGAAUAACGAUGCCAGGGAACAUCCUCGUGUGGACUGGAAGAGGCCAAAGUAUACAUCUGCUCUCACGUACGAUGGGGUUCGGGUGAUGGCGGAGGCCUUUCAGAACCUGCGGAGGCAGCGGAUCGACAUCUCCCGCCGCGGAAACGCCGGGGAUUGUCUGGCCAACCCAGCUGUCCCCUGGGGCCAAGGCAUCGACAUUCAGAGGGCACUGCAGCAGGUCCAUUUUGAAGGAUUAUCUGGAAACGUUCAGUUUAAUGAGAAGGGCCGGAGGACCAACUACACCCUGCAAGUGAUUGAAAUGAAACAUGAUGGAAUCAGAAAGGUUGGUUACUGGAACGAAGAUGAGAAGUUAGUUCCAGUGGCCACGGAUACUCAAAGUGGCAAUGAGUCCACGAGUCUUCAGAACAGGACUUACAUAGUCACAACGAUCCUAGAAGACCCAUACGUGAUGCUCAAGAAGAAUGCCAACCAGUUUGAAGGCAAUGAGAGAUAUGAAGGCUACUGUGUGGAGCUCGCUGCAGAGAUCGCCAAGCAUGUUGGCUACCACUACAGGCUGGAGAUUGUCAGAGAUGGGAAGUAUGGAGCCCGGGAUCCAGACACUAAAACAUGGAACGGCAUGGUGGGAGAACUGGUUUAUGGGAGGGCUGAUGUUGCAGUGGCACCAUUAACCAUCACUCUGGUUCGAGAAGAGGUUAUAGACUUUUCCAAACCGUUUAUGAGCCUAGGUAUCUCUAUCAUGAUAAAAAAACCUCAGAAGUCCAAACCAGGAGUUUUUUCCUUUCUGGAUCCUUUGGCUUAUGAGAUCUGGAUGUGCAUUGUUUUCGCCUACAUUGGAGUAAGCGUUGUCCUCUUCCUGGUCAGUCGCUUCAGCCCCUAUGAGUGGCACACUGAGGAGUUCGAGGAAGGACGGGACCAGCCAGCCAAUGACCAGACAAAUGAAUUUGGGAUAUUCAACAGUCUCUGGUUUUCCCUAGGAGCUUUCAUGCAGCAAGGAUGUGAUAUUUCUCCAAGGUCUCUCUCUGGCCGCAUAGUUGGUGGCGUCUGGUGGUUCUUCACCUUGAUCAUCAUAUCCUCCUACACAGCUAACCUGGCUGCCUUCCUGACGGUGGAGAGGAUGGUUUCUCCCAUCGAAAGUGCAGAGGACUUGGCCAAGCAGACAGAAAUCGCCUACGGGACCCUGGAAGCUGGCUCCACUAAAGAAUUUUUUAGGCGAUCCAAAAUAGCAGUGUUUGAGAAGAUGUGGACAUACAUGAAGUCAGCCGAACCCUCUGUUUUUGUGAGGACUACAGAAGAGGGGAUGAUUCGGGUGAGAAAGUCGAAAGGGAAGUAUGCCUACCUCUUGGAGUCCACGAUGAACGAGUACAUCGAGCAGCGCAAGCCUUGUGACACCAUGAAGGUGGGAGGUAACUUGGACUCCAAAGGCUAUGGCAUUGCAACGCCAAAGGGGUCUGCACUGAGAAACCCAGUAAACCUGGCAGUGUUAAAACUGAACGAGCAGGGGCUUUUGGACAAAUUGAAAAACAAAUGGUGGUACGACAAGGGCGAGUGCGGCAGCGGGGGAGGUGAUUCCAAGGACAAGACGAGCGCUCUGAGUCUCAGCAAUGUGGCAGGGGUUUUCUAUAUCCUCAUCGGUGGGCUCGGACUAGCCAUGCUGGUUGCCUUAAUCGAGUUUUGUUACAAGUCCAGAAGUGAAUCAAAGCGGAUGAAGGGUUUUUGUUUAAUCCCACAGCAAUCAAUCAACGAAGCCAUACGGACAUCAACCCUUCCCAGGCCGGCUGCAGCGGGAGGCAGCGGAGAGAACGGACGUGUGGUCAGCCACGAUUUCCACAAAUCCAUGCAGACGCUUCCGUGCAUGAGCCACAGCACCGGCAUGUCCCUGGGAGCAACGGGAUUAUAAUUGGCCUUUUGACCCAUUGCCUGGGUGAGAGCAGGGGCAGCCCAACUCCACCCCCUCCAGAGCCAAAAACAAACCCAACACCAACAAGACAAAUGACGAUGACAGAAGGGACAAUUGGAUGGAUCUUCUUAAGGAAAUCAAAUCUAUUUCCCUUUUUAUUUUGCAAACAGAUCCACCGGCAGGAGAACAGCAACAGCUCUGUACUGCAAUAAGGAGAACGUAAUGGGAUUUAACAGACUCAUGAACCGUCCCUGACUGGAGAACCACGGGAACACUAAUGAGGACUAUGCCAUUUUGUUUUAACUUGGUUGUUAAUAAGUCUUAGUGUGUGCAAUAUAUAUWUUUUUUCUUACUAAUUCCUGUGGUGUCAGGGUAACAUCAGCCCUUUCCCCUUUCCCUGCUCAGCCCUUUAAUCUGGUUUAGUUUGGGAUGCAAACCAUAAUGUCUGAGCUACUAACAGCAAAAAGAAAAUCUGAUAAAUUGAGAGCGGAACUCCCUGCAGGGUAUCAGCACUGACCCCUUUUGUCCAUCGUGGUUCUGCCUUCAGUUCUUCUGUGAACUCAGAUGCAGAAUUAUUGCAACAAGGCAGAAAGAGCUGAGAACAGCUCUCCCUGCAAAAGGAGGGACUUGAUGCAAAAAAAGAGCCUGAACAGAAACAUGAGGCUAUUUUAUAGGGGCAAAGUCAAGAGUGAGUUUGGAAAUCCCAGGUAACCUGAAGACAGAGUGAUAAUUCUUCCAGAGAUGAUGAGUGGCCAUUCAGGAGAAGACUCGUGUCAUGGAGAGCUUCAUCCAUGACAAACUAGAGUAGAUGGUUGGUUAAGAUCGUUACAGGCUGCUGUUUAUGGAAAAGAGAAGGUAAAUGCAGCAUUCCCAUCACAAGAAACUCUCCUGCCUGGGUCACUGGGAGCCAAUAAGCAAUUGUGAAUCAUUUCUUCAUUGCUUAGCUUUGUGUGUGCUCCCAUUUUGAUGGUCACAUGAGGGAACCACCUCAAGCUGGGAACAGACCAUCUCAAGAGCAUCCACUUCUAGAUGGCUGCCUAUUAACCAGUUAAACAUGCUAGAAGUCAUGGGGCUGCAAUGGGAAUAUCCCUGCCUUUUUGCUCUGAAAACCUUCUUUGCCCAUUUUUUCUAAUUAAAAGGGACGUUUUGUAGAUAUUUGGCCAAGACGGCUUCCUGGAAAGAACCACAAGGAAAUCCAAGGAGGGCUUGAUUCAAGCAUCCAUGUCAAUAGCAUUGGAGCUGAUCAGGCUUGGCUCCCCAGUCAAAAAUGUGGCCUGUACUUUGGGUACAAAGCCAAAAGUAGCAGAUUCUCGCUCAUGUUUCUGCAGGGAGGGGGAAGCAGUCACACACCAGAAAAGCAGAUUGUUGAUCCUAAACUCAGCAUUGCAAAAACCUGCGUGGCUGGAUGGGCAGCUGGGAAUCCAGGUGCAGGCGUGGAGAUCAGAGGGGCGAGGAUGGUGUUCUGGGACCACCCAAAAGGUUCGUUCUGUGAAUCAUUGACAGGACAGAUGAGUGUUUCCCAGUGGGCGUGAGGCACCUCCCCAGCAGUGACGGGGUCCCAGGACAGCACCUGAAGUCAGAAGAUCCAUGGGGCAGGGACUGCAGCUGACCUGCUCUCCACUGUCCCAUCUCACAGGUCCAUUGCUGGUGGCAAAUAAAGUCUGAAGCUUCUCACAA
Molecule: messenger RNA, 4564 nt
Organism: Nothoprocta perdicaria
Lineage: Eukaryota; Metazoa; Chordata; Aves; Tinamiformes; Tinamidae
Gene: GRIA1
Product: glutamate ionotropic receptor AMPA type subunit 1
Exons: 16
Coding region: 179-2887 (902 amino acids)
Biological process (GO): synaptic transmission, glutamatergic; monoatomic ion transport; modulation of chemical synaptic transmission
Cellular component (GO): dendritic spine; AMPA glutamate receptor complex; plasma membrane
Molecular function (GO): AMPA glutamate receptor activity; transmitter-gated monoatomic ion channel activity involved in regulation of postsynaptic membrane potential
Source: RefSeq, a predicted model, not a curated record